Pararge aegeria (speckled wood butterfly) is the source of this 1751-nucleotide messenger RNA. Its product is annotated as aromatic-L-amino-acid decarboxylase-like. Gene Ontology annotation, biological process: amino acid metabolic process; catecholamine metabolic process. The coding region runs from base 122 to 1627 and encodes 501 amino acids. NCBI's taxonomy places the organism in Eukaryota, Metazoa, Arthropoda, Insecta, Lepidoptera, Nymphalidae. The transcript has 5 exons. Gene Ontology annotation, molecular function: pyridoxal phosphate binding; aromatic-L-amino-acid decarboxylase activity. The record is from RefSeq and is a predicted model, not a curated record.
ACGUCCCUCCAGCUUCAAGUGCCAGAUAUCUUUCAAAGAGAUUACUAUUAUACAUCGGUAGCAUUGAUUGUUUUGUUUUUAUAAAUUUGUGAUUGAAGUUUCUUUACAUGUGAAGUGCGUCAUGGAUUCCCAGCAAUUUCGCGAGUGUGGGCAAGCAGUUAUCGAAAUGUUGGCCAAUUAUUACGAUAAUAUUCGAACCAGAAAUGUUUUACCAUCAGUAGAGCCGGGAUACCUUAUAAAAACAGCGCCGGAAAAUGCUCCAGAGCAGCCCGAAGAAUGGGAAAAUGUCCUCAAGGAUUUUUGCGAAACGGUGAUGCCUGGCCUGACACAUUGGCAAUCUCCACAAUUCCACGCCUACUAUCCCACAGGGGGAUCCUAUGCUAGCUUAAUCGGGAGUCUCCUUUGUGAUGGAAUUGCAGUAAUGGGAUUUACCUGGAUAGCGAGUCCUGCAUGCACUGAAUUAGAAGUUGUAACUAUGAACUGGCUUGGCAAGCUGCUGGGUUUACCUAAGGAAUUUCUAAACUGCUCCGCUGGUCCUGGUGGUGGAAUUAUACAGGGUUCUGCCAGUGAAGCAACACUUGUUGGAUUAUUAGCUGCUAAAGAUAAAAUGGUUAGAAGACUACUUGAAAUCGAUCCAGAUAUAGAUGAAGACUUAUUAAAAAUGAAAUUCGUGGCAUACACCUCUGACCAGUGCAACUCUUCAGUUGAAAAAGCUGGAGUUCUCGGAUCAAUGAAAAUGAGACUUCUUAAGACCGAUUCAAAUUGCAAAUUGCGAGGGGAAACAUUAAGGCAAGCUUUUGAGGAAGAUAAAGCUCAGGGGCUCAUACCAUGUUACGUCAUCGCGAACUUGGGUACUACUGGCACUUGCGCUUAUGAUCCCCUUUAUGAAUUAGGUCCUGUUUGUAAAGAAUACAAUGUUUGGUUGCACGUUGAUGCUGCGUAUGCUGGGGCGGCAUGUGUUUGCCCAGAAUACAGACACAUAAUGAAAGGAGUGGAAUACGCCGAUUCCUUCGACGUAAAUGUGCACAAAUGGCUUCUCGUAAAUUUUGACUGUUCGGCUAUGUGGGUUAAGGACAGUUACGACUUGAUUAAUGCAUUUGAUGUACAGCGUAUUUACUUGGAUGAUGUUAAAUCAGAAGUAAGAGUACCAGAUUAUCGGCAUUGGCAAAUGCCUCUAGGUCGUCGAUUUAGAGCACUUAAAUUGUGGACUGUCUUAAAAAUGUAUGGCGCAGAAGGUUUACGAAGCCACAUUAGAAAUCAUAUUAGUUUGGCACAGCAUUUCGCUAAAUUAGUAGAAGCAGAUGAGAGAUUCGUAGUGGAACCAGAACCAACUAUGGGCUUAGUUUGCUUUAGACUUAAGAAUGGUGAUAAAAUAACUAAACAACUGCUUGACAAUUUGACGGCUACCAAAGAAGUGUUCAUGGUCGCUUGCACUUAUAGGAGUCGAUAUGUUAUUAGAUUUGUUAUUUGCUCGCGAUUUACUACAAAGGAAGAUGUUGAAGUUAGUUGGAAUAUUAUUACAAGGGAAGCCAAUCGUUUAGUAUGCCCAACUAAGGUAAUAGGCAAAUCUCAGUCAAUUUCGUCACUUGAUUUUGAUACUUUGAGUAUCUGUGAAAAAUCAAAGUAAAUAAAAUAAUACAAACAAACCUAGGAAUACUAUUAUGCAGUGUUAAUUAGAUGAAUUUUAAGGGAUUGGAAUUAAAAUUGCUUGAGAAAUAAACCAGUGCGAAAUUUUGAUUUUUUACUGACUU